This is a messenger RNA of Cyclocybe aegerita, 597 nucleotides long. The record is from the annotation of a GenBank genome assembly. NCBI's taxonomy places the organism in Eukaryota, Fungi, Basidiomycota, Agaricomycetes, Agaricales, Hemipholiotaceae.
AUGUACGUCUUCCCUCAUCCUCCACCUCCCGCGCACACUCACCAAGCUCCUUCCGCUGCCGCUGCACUUCCCACUCCGAUUUCUACUGGGGCUCAGGCGGGUGUUGCGAACCCGGGUGCGAGUGUUCCGCCAGUCCUUCGUCCUGGGGCACGAGAGGGGCAUACGCAGGAAACGCAGGAAGGGCAUGCGGCCGUGGAGGGUGGUGCUGGUGGUGUUAGUGGUGGUGGAUUGCACCUCCCACCAGGUCAGCCGAGGCAGUCGCCGCCGAUACCCGAGGCGACGUUCGAGCACUACCGGCGCGUGUUCAGGGAUGGAGAUGAAGAGCAGAGGAAAUAUGAGAACGUGUAUGAAUUUAUUAAGGACUUGUAUAAGGGGAAGAACGUGGAGGCUGUGGUGGAUGUGUGGUGCGAUGCCCCGGUGAAGAAGGUGUGGAGAGAGUAUGCGGACGCGGGGGGUGGAUGGGAAAUGGGGUGGGAUGGCGUAAUGGUUCGCAAUGGGCACGAUGCGAAGAAGUACAACGACCGCGUAGAAAAUGGCAUGAAGCCGAGUGAGCGGCUGGGAUCUACUGGCUCGCACUUCGACUGCGACACUGGUUAA